Molecule: messenger RNA, 2080 nt
Organism: Phlebotomus argentipes
Lineage: Eukaryota; Metazoa; Arthropoda; Insecta; Diptera; Psychodidae
Product: ATPase WRNIP1-like
Exons: 2
Coding region: 409-2010 (533 amino acids)
Biological process (GO): DNA recombination; DNA repair; DNA-templated DNA replication
Cellular component (GO): nucleus
Molecular function (GO): DNA binding; enzyme activator activity; ATP hydrolysis activity
Source: RefSeq, a predicted model, not a curated record
UAUCAAAAAUUGACAAUUUGUCAUACAUUCUCAAUUCACCGUGCAGUUUAAUUGCUUAAAGUUGGCGAUUUUUGUGCAUUCACUUCAAUCAUGUUGAAUUUCACUAAUGAUCUAUGAUAGAUAUGAAACACCAAUGAUGGUUCAAUGCAGCCAUUAAAGAAUUUAAUCACUUCAUUUAUAUUGAGAACUUCACAAGGAAUUUGAAGAAUUCACAAAGAUGAAAUGAAUUAUGAAAAGAAAGGGUUUAGAUAGAGAUCUAAAAGAUAAAAGCCACAAUUUCCCUUAUAAAAUUAUAGUUCAAAAUUCUACCGCUGCCAUAAUUUUAUGCAGCCGUUUUAUAGCAUUUAAUCUGGCGCGAAUUUCAGCGCGACAGUGCGCAAUGAAACGCAUUGUACAGUUUUAACCAAGAUGUCAAGCCAAGAGGAAUCCGACUGCCCUGUGUGUUUUAAGAAGUUUCCACAGUAUAACAUCGAGUCACACGUGAACAAGUGUCUCUUCCUGUCCACCGGCGACUCCCAGGAAGAGGCGGAUAAGAAGAAAUCUACUGCGAAGCGUCCUUUUCCCAUUUUCGAUCAGAGUCCAUCGACCUCGAAGAAGCCCAAAGUCUCAGUUCCCGGAAGCUCUGGCAAGUCUCUGGAUCUCAAUGAGGAUGUGAUAGAUCUGUCAGAUGAUGAGGAAGCCCAGAGUGGCCUAAAGGCGGUGGAAGUUGUUGCGAAGAGGGUGGAUAAUCCCGCGAAAUCGUCAAAACCUCUGGCGGAGAUCGUGCGGCCGGUGACACUGGAGGACUACAUUGGUCAGGAGGCGGUGAUGGGGAAACAUGCAGUGGUGAGGAAGGCUCUGGAACGACAGGAGAUUCCCAGCAUGAUUCUCUGGGGUCCGCCAGGGUGUGGAAAGACAACUCUGGCUCACAUAAUAGCACAGCAGUGCCAGACGUCCGGGCAGUUCAAGUUCGUGAAGCUGUCCGCCACCAUGUCCGGCAUCGCGGAGGUGAAGAAGGCUGUGGAGGCGGCGAAAACAGACCUGAAGUUUAAGAAGCGCACAAUUCUGUUCAUGGAUGAGAUUCACAGGUUCAAUAAGCUGCAGCAGGACAUCUUCCUGCCGCACGUGGAGAGUGGUGUGAUCACCCUGAUAGGUGCCACUACGGAGAAUCCCUCGUUCAGCCUCAACUCCGCCCUGCUCAGUCGCUGCCGCGUGAUCAUCCUUGAAAAGCUGCCCACGGAUGGCGUGCUGAAGAUUCUAGAGCGCGGCCUCCGGGAGUAUGACGGAGUGUGUUUGGACGAUGUCCAGAGGGCGGGCUUCGCGGUGCGACUGGCCAUUGACAGAGAGUCACUCGUGUGGCUGGCGGAGAUGUGCGAUGGAGACGCCAGGAUCGCUCUGAACAGCCUCCAGUUGGCUGUCCAGACGCUCUCCGGCGCUGACGAGAAGGAGAACGGCAGCGAUAGUCUGCGGGUGAUUUCUCUGGAUGCCAUUCGGGAGGGCAUUAAGAAAUCCCACCUCUUGUACGAUCGCAAGGGCGAUCAGCAUUACGACAUCAUCUCGGCACUCCACAAGUCCAUCAGGGCAUCUGAUGACAACGCUGCGCUCUACUAUUGCGUUCGAAUGAUGGCCGGCGGCGAGGAUCCACGCUACAUCUGCCGCCGAAUGGUGCGGGCGGCGAGUGAGGACAUUGGAUUGGCGGAUUCCAACGCCCUGCACGUGGCUCUGACGGCUCUGCAGGCCGUGGAGAAGAUCGGGAUGCCUGAGGCUGACUGCAUCGUCGCGCAGUGCGCCGUCUAUUUGGCCAGAGCGCCCAAGAGCCAGGAAGUCUAUCGGGCGAUGUUGAAAUGUCGCUCGGAGGACAUUACGAACUGGCGAGGGGCGCUGCCCGCCGUGCCGCUACAUCUCCGCAACGCACCCACGAAGCUGAUGAAGGAGAUGGGCUGCGCGAAGGGCUACAAUAUGAAGCACAAGGACCAGUCUGGCCUUCAGUAUAUGCCCGAGGGGAUGGAGAAGAGGAAUUAUUUCUCAUAGAAGUCGCCCGGAAAUAAAGAUUUCAUCUUUCGUACAAAAAAAUAUCCAUUUUAUUGAUCUCUGAUCUGUG